Menidia menidia (Atlantic silverside) is the source of this 981-nucleotide messenger RNA. The record is from the annotation of a GenBank genome assembly. NCBI's taxonomy places the organism in Eukaryota, Metazoa, Chordata, Actinopteri, Atheriniformes, Atherinopsidae.
AUGACAACGCGCCAUAGCAACGCGCCCAUAGCAACGCAUCCAUGGCAACGCACCCAUGGCGUCCGACUGGAGGAAUGCGACGUCCCUCUGCGGGUUUCUGUGCCCGUAGCCCGCGCACUGAGGAUGGGAUGCGGAGGCUCCGCGGUCCACCCGCUGGCCGGAGAGGAGGGUGAGACAGGAAGUAAAGCCGGGGGGCGUGGCGACUCGGCGGGGUCAAAGGUCACGGCUGACAGCGGGGUGGUGGCCAGCCACAUCCUGGAGGAGCUGCUGAGCCAGGGCAUCAUCCCGGAGGGGCGGAGCCUCGAGGGGCGGAGCCAGGAGGGGCGGAGCCAGGAGGGUUGCCAUGGCGCCGCCUACAGCAUCACGCUGGAGGGGGGGGGCGGGUCCGUGCGGCGGCCCCCGGCCAGGCUGGAGGCUCUGAGGGCCCCCAGACCCCCCAGGAGGGAGGAGGUCGAUGAGAAGAUGAGGCUGGCCGAGGAGAGACGCCAGGUCAAAGAAAACGAGCUGAAGGCCCGACUCCGGAGGAAGUCUGCCCGGGUCCGGGUCCAGGCCCCCGGUGGGGGGGGCGGGGGGGGCCAGGACGGGUCCUUACAGCCGCCCCCCCCCCCGGACCUCUGGGGCCUGCCCCCCCGGGGCAUCCCGGCUCACUACGUGUACCCGCAGGCCUUCGUUCAGCCCAGCGUGGUGAUUCCUCACGUGGCGCCGGCCGCCGCCCCGCCCGCCGCCUCCUCGCCGUUCGUGGACUAUGGCGGCGGCGCCGCCUACGCCCAGUACGCCGCCGCCGCCGCCGUUGCCACGGCAGCCGCCUACGAGCAGCCGUACCCCUACGCCGCCUCCCCGGCCGCGCCCGGAUACGUGGCCACGCCCGGUUACGGGUACGCCGUGCCCCAGCCGCUCGCCGCCGCCACGCCGGGCGCCGCCGCCGCCGCCGCCGCCUUCGGCCAAUACCAGCAGCAGCUGCAGGCCGACCGCAUGCAGUAG